AAUGCAUGCACUUUAAAAUAUGUUAUCUUAUUUUAUGACCUAUUUAAUGACCUUGACAUGAUGAAUUAUCAGCAAAUUGCAUUUAAUAGUGUAAACAGCGAAUGUAGGUUGUUCGUAUUUAAUUUAAGGCGGUGUGUUUAAUAUUCUAAAACAUUCGGUAUAUUUAUCAUGGAAUACGAAUAUAACUUUGAAACACCGUUUUCGGUUUCUGAUGGUAUGAGGGACAAGUUUAAUGAAAAUGGAGUCAUCAUGGUCAGAAACCUCCUUAGCAAAGAAGAGGUUGAUUAUAUCAUGGCCAGUAUGCAGGCUCCAGAAUUCAAACAGACGAUGAGAGGGGUUGAUGACGGGGAAGGUAGAAAGGCGCACAUGAAUAUCUGGAACCAGCCCGGAAAGGACGUCACUGGAAUGGUUGGCAGGUGCGAGAAAGUGGUGAACACGUGUGAAGCAUUGCUUGAAGGCGAAGUGUAUCAUUACCAUUCUAAAUUGAUGGGGAAACCCCCAAGAGAGGGCGGAAGACAUCUCUGGCAUCAGGACUAUGGGUAUUGGUACCAGAACGGAUGCCUAUUUCCCAACAUGAUAACAGUGUUCAUCGCCAUGGACAAAUGUGAAAAAGCUAAUGGAUGCUUACAGUAUUUACCAGGGUCGCAUCUUUGUGGUCGGCUAGAUCAUCAUAGAUUAGGUGGUCAGUUUGAAGCGGACACAGACCGCAUUGAAGACAUAAAGAAACAUUGCCCAUUGGCUUUCGCGGAGAUGGAGUCAGGGGAUGCGUUGUUCAUGCAUUGCAAUGUUCUGCAUUGUAGCAGCGCCAAUCUGAGCGACAAGCGCCGAUGGGCUUUACUCUGUUGCUAUAACAGGGCCGACAAUAACCCCAUUAUCAAGCAUCAUCACCCGCAAUACACUCCAUUGAAAAAGGUGACGGAUGAAUCCAUUCUUUCGUGCACUACUAUGAUUGACGUGGAAGGCAAAGACUUCAUGCCGCUAGGAGUGGACAAAACGUCGCUGUUGGAAGACGUCAAAGCUUAAUGAAAAACAGAUCCAAAAUCUUUCAUCUAUUAUUUAUAUUACACUGAUAAAUCGAUAUAAACCACCGGAAUGAAUAAAAUAGCACAUGUUCUUGCGGCCCUUUAUAUUUGAUAAACAGUAUUAUGUGAUUUGUAACAGUUAAUUAGUAUAAUUUUACAUGAACCUUCAUAUGGGCACAAGCGCAAGGUGCGCGUUUUUUUAAUGAUUAUGCUUGUCUUGUUUUUCCUAAAGGGACUUCGAAUAUUUUCCAAGAUUAAGAAAUUGUUACAUUUGUCUUUGUCUUCCAAUGUCUUUAUAAUAAAUGCAGUUCAUAUUUUA
Molecule: messenger RNA, 1341 nt
Organism: Mya arenaria
Lineage: Eukaryota; Metazoa; Mollusca; Bivalvia; Myida; Myidae
Product: probable phytanoyl-CoA dioxygenase
Exons: 8
Coding region: 169-1023 (284 amino acids)
Source: RefSeq, a predicted model, not a curated record